Centropristis striata (black sea bass) is the source of this 5513-nucleotide messenger RNA. RefSeq names its product adenylate cyclase type 6-like. Gene Ontology annotation, biological process: cAMP biosynthetic process; adenylate cyclase-activating G protein-coupled receptor signaling pathway; intracellular signal transduction. Lineage: Eukaryota; Metazoa; Chordata; Actinopteri; Perciformes; Serranidae. The transcript has 23 exons. Gene Ontology annotation, molecular function: adenylate cyclase activity. Bases 1003 to 4530 code for a protein of 1175 amino acids. The record is from RefSeq and is a predicted model, not a curated record. Gene Ontology annotation, cellular component: plasma membrane.
UCGAGGCGGUGGGAAUGUACUGUAGCUCUGGCUGAGAAGAGCGAAGGUUGUCCGGCCACAUUUGCAGCGUUUCCUCGCGUCCGAGUGAUCCAGAAUCCACCGCGUCCUUCCCGGCGCGCUGCCCCGCGUCUGGAGCGUCACAUAGCGGCUGCGUGAGGACCGAACACGGGGCUGAACUGGAGCUCCACUGCGGUGUUAUAGUUACUCAUGUAACGAGGAUGUCCAAUGGUAAGUAAGUACUCUUCGGAGCUUUUUUCCCGCGGCUGUGCUGUGCUGGAGCUCUGCACAAUGUUCAUAUUGUUGCGGAAUGUAUCCGGGCUGGACUGAAACGCAGUAAACGGAUCCAGCAGUCGGGAAUAAAUGUCAACAGCUGACUUGUAGCCUACUACAGUGUUUUGCUGUGACGAAUGCGGCGUUCAGGAGCCUGAACUGUUCUGCAGGACUGUACAGACACUCAGUAUUGGACCUUACGCAGACACAAUUCAUUUACGCAUUUAAUAACCGCUAUUAAAAGGGCAGAUUGGAGGCUGCAAACUGCGUUUUGGCGCACCAGUUCUUCUCCCCCAGUGACCUGUUUGAGUCUAAACACAAUGACGUUUCUACUGAGGGAGACAGGCCCAGUAUGUAGACCCAGUUAUCACUUGGCUGCACAUCCCUCCCUGCCUGCCAUAUCAGGAGAUCCAGUGCCAGGAUUCAAGUUGCCCGGCGGAAUGUUUUACUCCUGUAAUAAGUUGUCAGUGGUGUGUGUCGAGCUGCACUUUCUCCUGCAGCCCACAGACUCGCAGCUGACUCCAAAGCGACCCAGUGGAUGACAGGUGGUCUACAGAGGCUCUUGGGGGUGUUCAGGGCUGACACACUGUUUCUACAAAGAAGGACGAGUCAAACACAGACACACCUCUGAUGCCUCGGGCCACUCUGAGCUCAUGGUGUGUGCUCGCUGGGAUCAACUAGUGGCCCGGCCAAAGAGCACCGUGUUACUACACACAGACGAGCCCACACAGGAUGUCGUGGGCCAGAGGCCUCUUCGUAGGCAGAGUGGAUGAUCGAAAGACAGCAUGGGGAGAACGCAACGGCAAAAAGAGGAAGGACAGCUCGUCACUGUGCAACCCCCACUACAUGAGCUGCCUGAGGGACCCUGAGGACCUGGAGCUCCCCAAUGCGCCCCCCCAGCAUUACCACUGUGGAGCCGGCACCAGCGGCGGGGGCAACUUCGGCCUGCGCUGCGGCUGGCAGGAGGACCACUACGGCAAGAGGAUGGUGGGCACAGAUCUGGGUCUCAAGGCCGUGGACCUGGGCUUUGAAGACGGGGAGCUGAAGGGCAGGAAGGGGGAGGAGUCAGGGGAGGUAGCGGAGGGGGGCUGCAAGGCCAUGAGCGCCGCAGACUGCUGGAUGCGGGUGGCGUGGGUUUUCCAAUCUAAGAAGUUCCAGUCGGCCAAACUGGAGCGUCUUUACCAGCGGUACUUCUUCAGACUGAACCAGAGCUCCCUCACCAUGCUCAUGGGGGUGCUGGUGAUCGUUUGCGGGGUCAUGCUGAUCUUCCAUUGCAUCAACAGGACCCCCAACGUGGCCUACGUCUCCGUUCUCUCCGUUGCCAUGGCUCUCUUCCUCGCCAUGAUGGUGGUGUGCAACCGCAACGGCUUCCACCAGGACUACAUGUGGAUUGUGAGCUACCUGGUGAUCGGGGUGCUGGUUGUGGUGCAGGUUUUUGGGGUGCUGAUGGUGCACCCCCGCAGUGCCUCGGAGGGCGUCUGGUGGACGGUCUUCUUCAUCUACAUCAUCUACACACUGCUGCCAGUCAGGAUGAGAGCGGCGGUGGUCAGUGGAGUCGUGCUCUCCACCAUCCACCUGGUGACGGCCUGGCAGCGCCACCAGGACCCAAAGUUCAUCUUCAGACAGAUCAGUGCCAACGUGCUGAUCUUCCUGUGCACUAACAUGAUCGGGAUCUGUACCCACUACCCUGCUGAGGUCUCCCAGAGACAAGCCUUCCAGGAGACCAGAGGAUACAUCCAGGCCAGACUGCACCUGCAGAGGGAGAACCAGCAGCAGGAGCGCCUACUGCUGUCAGUGCUGCCAAGGCACGUUGCCAUGGAGAUGAAGGCUGAUAUCAAUGCCAAGAAGGAAGAUAUGAUGUUCCACAAGAUCUACAUCCAAAAACACGACAAUGUUAGCAUCCUGUUUGCAGACAUCGAGGGCUUCACCAGUCUGGCGUCCCAGUGCACGGCCCAGGAGCUCGUCAUGACGCUCAACGAGCUGUUCGCCCGCUUUGACAAGUUGGCGUCGGAGAACCACUGCCUGCGUAUUAAGAUCCUCGGGGACUGUUACUACUGUGUGUCGGGGCUGCCGGAGCCGCGGGCCGACCACGCCCACUGCUGCGUGGAGAUGGGAGUGGACAUGAUUGAGGCCAUCUCGCUGGUGAGAGAGGUGACGGGUGUUAAUGUGAACAUGCGGGUGGGCAUCCACAGCGGGCGUGUCCACUGUGGGGUGCUCGGCCUGCGCAAGUGGCAGUUUGACGUCUGGUCCAACGACGUGACGCUGGCCAAUCAGAUGGAGGCUGGAGGCAAGGCCGGGCGGAUCCACAUCACCAAAGCCACCCUCCAGUACCUGAACGGGGACUACGAGGUGGAGCCCGGCUUCGGAGGAGAGAGGAACGCUUACGUGAAGCAGAAUAACAUUGAAACCUUCUUGGUGCUGGGCUGCAGCCAGAAGAGGAAAGAGGAGAAAGCCCUGAUGGCCAAGAUGCAACGAGCACGUGCUAACUCUGCCGAGGGCCUGAUGCCACGCUGGGUCCCUGACAGAUCCUUCUCCAGGACCAAGGAGUCCAAAGUCUUCAGGCAGAUGGGUAUCGACGAAGCUUCCAGCAAAGACAACCGCUGUGCCCAGGAGGCCCUGAACCCCGAGGACGAAGUGGACGAGUUUCUCGGUCGGGCCAUCGACGCACGCAGCAUCGACCAGCUGAGGAAGGACCACGUCAAGAAGUUCCUGCUCACCUUCCAGACCGCCGACCUCGAGAAAAAGUACUCCAAAAAGGUCGAUGAUCGUUUUGGGGGAUAUGUGGCCUGCACACUCCUCGUUUUCUGCUGCAUCUGUUUCAUUCAGAUUAUCAUUUUCCCAAAAACAACACUUAUGCUCGGUCUUUACAUCAGCGUCUUCAUCAUCCUGGCCAACAUCCUCUUCAUCUGUGCCAUCUACUCAUGCAUCAAACUCUUCCCAGCUGCGCUGCAGACUGUAACCAAGAAAAUAGUCCAGUCUCGUGGAAACAGCACGCUGGUGGGCGUCUUCACCAUCCUCCUCCUCUUCAUUUCCUCCUUUGCUAACAUGUUCACAUGCAGCAGAGAGCAGCUGGAGGACUGUGUGGAGAAGAAUCUGAACACGUCGGUGACUCUCUGCCUGCUGCACAACCUGACCGUGGCAGCAGAGGACGGUCUGACUCUGUGCUCCAGCCGGGUCGAGCCCUGCCAUUUCCCCGAGUAUUUCACCUACAGUGUGCUGCUGACCCUGCUGGCCUGCUCCGUGUUCCUCCACAUCAGCAGCAUAGGGAAGCUGGCUCUGAUGGUGCUCAUCCAGCUCACCUUCCUGCUGCUGGUGGAGUGGCCUCAGGUGGUCCUGUUCGACAAUGCAGACCUGCUGGUCAUCGCCAUCACUCUGCCUGGUUUCAAUGAAACUGCACAACCGUGCCCAGAGAACGUGACCAAGGUUUACCUAAAGGUCAUGACGCCUGUUAUCCUCACAGUGUUUGUUCUGGCUCUUUACCUGCACGGCCAGCAGGUGGAGUCCACCGCACGCCUCGACUUCCUCUGGAAGCUUCAGGCCACAGAGGAGAAGGAGGAGAUGGAGGAGCUGCAGGCGUAUAACCGGCGCCUCCUCCACAACAUCCUGCCCAAGGACGUAGCUGCCCACUUUCUUGCACGGGAGCGUCGGAAUGACGAGUUGUACUACCAGUCAUGUGAGUGCGUCGCUGUCAUGUUCGCCUCCAUCAGCAACUUCUCUGAGUUUUACGUGGAGCUGGAGGCGAACAACGAGGGAGUGGAGUGUCUCAGGCUGCUCAACGAGAUCAUCGCUGAUUUCGACGAGAUCAUUAGUGAGGAGAAGUUCCGUCAGCUGGAGAAAAUAAAGACAAUCGGCUCCACCUACAUGGCAGCUUCUGGCCUCAACGACUCCACCUACGACAGAGAGGGCCGCUCACACAUCCUGGCGCUGGCCGACUACGCCAUGAGGCUCCGGGAGCAGAUGAAGUACAUCAACGAGCACUCCUUCAACAACUUCCGGAUGAAGAUAGGGCUGAACAUGGGCCCGGUGGUCGCAGGAGUGAUCGGAGCCAGGAAGCCUCAGUACGACAUCUGGGGGAACACGGUGAACGUGGCCAGUCGGAUGGACAGCACCGGAGUACCGGACGGCAUCCAGGUGACCACGGACUUAUACCACGUGCUGGUCAACAACGGCUACCAGCUGGACUGUCGAGGUGUCGUCAAGGUGAAGGGGAAAGGGGAGAUGACCACUUACUUCCUCACCAGCGGACCCCCGCCCAGUUAACAACAGACACACAGACACACAGACACACAGACAGACAGACAGAGAGAGUGGUCCGGCUGGUGGAGAGCACCAGAACUCGGUGCGAACACACCGCGAGGACCGGAGACGUCCGGCGGAGACGAGCUGGACGUCUGUGCGUCGUCACGGAAACACACAGAGACAACGUGUUGCUCAUUUAAAGGCUUUUAUUUUGAAGCUGAAGAUCACAAAGCCCAGUUGCCUUAGGACGGAAGUGGCCAUGCUUGUGUUUAUGAGCAAUAUAGUACAAGUAUUUCAUCUGGAGUCAUUAUUUAUUUUCGUGCGGAUGGAUUUUUUUGUGACGACCUCGUAUAUAUAUAUUUAGACAAAAAAACUAUGUUACUUAAAAUUAAAAACACAUUAUGCAAGGACAAUGAUGAAGGAUGAAAAUGACCAAAGAACAAAUGUUUGAUAUGAAACACACACUCUGUUCAAAAGUACAGUAAGUAAUUUAUUCACUUUUGACAGCAAAAGGCCACGGUAAUGUCACUGUUAAUGUCCUUGAUAGAGGCGAACACCUUUUUUUUUUUUUCUUUUUUUUUUGUUGCAUAUUUUCUUUCAUGAAGGAGAAAAACAAACACACACACACAGAUGGAAAACACUCAAUAACCUUCUGCUUUGGACUUUUUGUGUUUCCUAUCAGGGCCUUCUUUGUUUCUUCUUGACUCGCCACAGUCUGGACACACACACACACACACACACACACACAGCUGUUUGUGGUUCACUGAAACGUACGAUUAUUGAUUAUUGAUUACUGAUUACUCGAUCCUUUCUGCAAUGUAGUAUUUUGGUUUAAAGAACCAAAAACAUGAAGUAAAGGAAGGAUUGCAGUUAGUGUCCCGGUACUGAAGAGAGAAACUGUUUUGACACAUUUUAUAUAAGUUUGUGUGAGUACCUGUGUGUGUGCGUGUGUGUGUGUGUGUGUGUGUGUGUGUGUGUGUGUGUGUGUGCAAAAAAAGGUGUUU